Tyto alba (common barn owl) is the source of this 4243-nucleotide messenger RNA. RefSeq names its product poly(A) binding protein interacting protein 1 (gene PAIP1). Gene Ontology annotation, biological process: regulation of translational initiation. Bases 1791 to 2909 code for a protein of 372 amino acids. NCBI's taxonomy places the organism in Eukaryota, Metazoa, Chordata, Aves, Strigiformes, Tytonidae. Gene Ontology annotation, molecular function: translation activator activity; protein binding; RNA binding. The record is from RefSeq and is a predicted model, not a curated record. The transcript is spliced from 12 exons.
GGAAGGAGUGAGGGGAGACGGAGGUCGCCGCCGUCGCGUCACGCGGCGCGUCCUUGUGCCGGCGGCGGGGGGCGCCCGUCACGUGGUGGCUGCGGCUCGCGGCUGAGGGGCGGCCGCGCGGCCCCCUCACCCCCCCCCGCGCGCCCACACACACACACACACACACACACACACACGCCGCCCGCCGGUCCCUGCGCUCAGCCCGGUGCCGCCGCGGUGGCGAGGGGCUUCCCGGGACGUUGGGGGAGCUCCUGGGUGCUGGCAGGAGCCGGCGCCCGCGCUCGCGCCGCGGCGGGCCGCCAGUAAGUGAGGCGAGGCGAGGCGAGACGGCAGAGUUGGCGGCAGCGGCGUGCGGAGGGACUUUCUGAGGCGCCGUUGUUUCGUGUGGACAAACUCCACAACAUAUAGGUGGUACCAUCUUUGUUUUUGUCGUUAUUUCUUGAAAUGUGUAACAAAGCGGUGAUCUGCUGUGUGUGUUGGACUUAGAGCGGUAGAUACGAUACACGAGGAUAACAGAAGGGGAACUCUGGCAACUGUAUAAAUAAUACAUGAAUCAAUAAAGAGAACAUGCUAUUAAAGAGACACCUUACGGAGGACAACUUGUCAGGUUGCUAAUUGUCUGUUUAUGGUGUCUUAUUUCACACAAUCUGUUGCUUUUAGGUAUGAGCUAGGGUUUGGGUUUUUUUUGUCAUUUUUUUACAUUUUGCGUACCUGCUCAUGCAAAAUACGCAUUACCAGAGUUGUCCCACAGAUUCCAGUCCCACAACUCACGAAGUGUGAUUACUGAAAAAAAGAGUCUCUGAGAGUAGUUAAUGGGUUAUGCUGCUACUAGAUGUUCAGGAGACUACUGUGCUUUUAUAUAAAUUUGUGGAAAAGAUUCCAUUGUGAGUUACAGCUUAUGGGUUAAUAUAUGUGCUUAUGUUUUGGGCUCAGUAACCAUUGACUAGUGCAAUGACAUGCCUCAUCAGUAUCAUAGGGAUCAGCAUAAUUCCAAUUAUUACUAAUGUAUUCAGUUUUAAAAGCUAGAACCAGCCGCCACCAUUUCUCUAAUUAGAAAUAUAUUUUCAGCAUAAAAAUUUUUAGGGAAAAAAAAAACAAAAAAAAAAAAACAAAAAAAAACCAACAUGUAAAAGUGCUUGUGUUCUGAAUAGUGACAAAGUUGCAGUUGGUGGUUUCUUGGCACCCGGCACUGCAGGUGUGUCCAGUAUUGCUUCUGCAUUAAGUUUUAGAUUAUUAGGUAACAUGCUUAGGAUGAAACAGGUAACUGCUCUAGCGGAUAUUUGUAAGUGGUCAUAACUGCAUUAGGUGGAAGUUCUAAUCCAGACAUUGGGUGCUUAGGAUGUAUCUUGCGAGCUUAGCUAUCUCAGGUUUUCAGCUGUUUGGUCUGAGAGAACUGAAGUAAUUGACAGGAGUUUAGCUACUCGGGCCAGAAUAUACUAAGCAGAAUUUUAGGCAUUGUCUAAAGGGGUUGACUAUUGUAGAUAGCAUUUGGGGAUUGUAAUUUUGGAUUUAACGGCCUGAAAGAUUCAUUUUAAAAUUUUUGUUUUAUGUCUCUACAUUGGGGAGGAGAAGUUGGGUUCCCAACGAAACACGACUGCUCUCAUGCAAACUUCAGUAGUGCAUCUGUAACGAAAAGAUGGAUCUGGAAUCACAUUCUUCUCUAAAAGCAGGAACCUUUGCGGCCUCCGAAGACGGCGCCGCUGGGCAGCGGAAUCUCAGACCACCUACAACAGACAGGAAUUUCAUCUGGAUCACAAGAUAAAGUUUCGGUUCCUGAUUCUGGACCAGAAAUGGCUGAACCUCAGGUGGCUGUGGCUCCUGUGGUAACGUCAAAGUUGUCUGUUAAAGCACCUGAGUUUUAUCCAUCAGGAUACAACCAGAACUUCAAUCAGAAUUUUGCAGAUUCUUCCUUUGAAGAUAGAUAUGAUGGCUAUCUGACUUUGGCAGAAUAUGUACAAGACUUCCUAAAUCACCUCACUGAGCAACCAGGUUGUUUUGAAACGGAAAUAGAGCAGUUUGCUGAAACACUGAACGCCUGGGUCACUGCGGAUGAAGCUCUACAGGAACUUGUUGAACUCAUCUAUCAGCAGGCCACAACUGUUCCAAAUUUUUCCUACAUGGGAGCACGGUUGUGUAAUUACCUAUCUCACCAUCUAACCAUUAGUCCACAAAGCGGGAACUUCCGACAGUUGUUACUUCAAAGGUGUCGAACAGAGUAUGAAAACAGAGAUGAAGCUACCAAAGGAGAUGAGACUACCCGAAAACAAUUUCAUGCCUUUGUGCUGUUCUUAGCUGAACUUUACCUUAACCUAGAGAUUAAAGGAACAAAGGGACAAGUAAUGCGAGCAGAAAUCCUUCAAGAAGGUCUUCGGGAAUUACUGAAUGCACUCUUCUCUAAUCCUGUGGACAGUAAUUUGAUAUGUGCAGUGAAACUGCUGAAGUUGACAGGCUCAGUUUUAGAAGAUGCCUGGAAAGAAAAAGGAAAGAAUGAUAUGGAGGAAAUGAUUCAGAGAAUUGAAAAUGUUGUGUUGGAUGCAAACUGUAGCAGAGAUGUGAAACAUACGCUUCUGAAACUAGUAGAACUGCGAUCAAGUAACUGGGGUAGAGUUCAUGGAACUACUCCACAUACAGAAGCUACCCCUGAAAAUGACCCAAACUAUUUUAUGAAUGAGCCAACGUUUUACACUUCUGAUGGUGUUCCUUUCACUGCAGCAGAUCCAGAUUACCAAGAAAAGUACCAAGAGCUGCUUGAAAGAGAGGAUUUGUUUCCAGAUUAUGAGGAAAAUGGAACAGACCUAUCUGGACCUGGAGAGCUGUAUUUUGAUGACAUUGAUGACGAGAUGGAUCCAGAAAUUGAAGAAGCAUAUGAAAAAUUCUGUCUAGAAUCUGAACAUAAGAGAAAACAGUGAGAUGUUGCACAUUAAUGUUAGUUUAUUAAGCCAGUUUAGGCAUGGUUAGAAUACAGAGGGACACAAAAUAUGUGUACCAAAAGAAGGAACUCGAGUUUCUCCAAGUACUAAAGUUAUACAAUUUCCAUUUUGUUUAACAGAAUCUGCUAAAAAUUGUAAACUUAAACCCUGUAACUUAAACCAUUGUGUAUAUAUCAUAGUUUAUUUUAUGUACAGGUAUAUGAACAAUGUUUUGGCUGCAAUUAAAAUUAUUUUUAAAUUAUCAUAAUUGAAAUAAAAUUUAAUGGGGAACUGUCCCAUCAAAUUUCCUUUGAGAGUGAAAGGGGAAGAAUAACUUGAUUUAAAUUUAAUUGCUUGCUUGCUUGUUUUGGUAUAUAUUGGAAUUUACUUAUUCUUUUUACCUUAUACAAGAUGUCAGGAUAUCUGGGUUUUGGUUUUUUUUUGUUGGUGGGUUUUGUUUUGGUUUGUUUUUUUUCCUAAGGAGAGUAUGAUUCAAAUAGGGAUUUUUUUUUUUUUUUUCUUGUAGAUCCCAAUCACGAGAAGUGGUUUGUGAAAGUUUCGUUUUGUGGGGUUUUUUUUGUUUUAUUUCCUUUUUCUUCCUCUCCCAAAACCCAUAUAAGCGAGGUCCGGAAUUUUUUUUCUGGGAUAACAUGUAUGUUGGUAUGUGAAAAAGCAAGCAGUAUUUCAGAAGUUGUGUGCUUUCAAGAUCUUUCGUUCAGAUAAGCUUGUUUUCAACUUUUACAAGCAACCUUUAGUUUGUUGUGUUCUUCAGGAGUAUAUGAAUAUAGUUACAUUUAACCCAUGCUUCUUAAGGGUAUGUGCAGUGCUUGGGCUUUGAGGGUUUUUUGGUUUUGUUUUUUUUUAAUGUAUCUAACAUGUCUAACCUUCCAGCAACCCUUGUAACUUUCUCCAUUCUAAUUUUAUAUAGUUUGAUUUAAUUUUGUAGUUGGGGUAAAUUCAUAUAUUUCAUAAAUGUUAACGUUCUGAAGCCAACUGUUCUUUUUUGACCCCAUACAAUCAUGUUAGUUUUCCUAGAAUACUUCAUCGUUGUUGCCAAACUCAGUUGUACUGUUUUCUGUUACUGGUUAGACUGAGUAGAACUCCUUACCAAAAACAAAUGGAGAUAUUUUCCAAGUUAGCUACUAUAAAGAACACAUGUUGUAAAUAUGCAUGUAAAUAAUUCUGUUAAUAUUUCACUGUUAUUUGUUGGGUUAAAUAACUUGUGCAUCUGCUAAUAGAGUGAGCACUGACUGUUUUCUGGAUGUUUAUUUAACAUACUUAUUUAGGUUGGAGUUUUGGAAAAUAAAAUCUAACUAGCUUUGUUUCCUUUGGUA